GCUCCGCGCCAGACACUUCCUCGACUCGUUUAACCAGUCAGGUUUUGGGAGUUUCACUCUUUCUCACAUUAUAAGCUCGUUUCAAAUCGAUAGUUUAAUCGAAAGCAGAACUUUUUUCUCGGGCAGAGUUGCUGAAGUUGCAGACUUUGCAUUCGUGGUCCUGAAACACACAGAAUGACUGAAGCAUUCUCAGGUGAGCAGCACACGCGCGUUCACGCGGACCGGUCCCCCGGGUUCCUGGAGCGUCUGAGCGCGAGCACCGGCGGCGUGAUCGCGGGCAUCUGUCUGUUCGCGCUGUCGUUCUACGUGCUCUUCACGAAUGAGGGGCGCGCUCUGCGCACGGCCUCGGCUCUGGAUGAGGGUCUCAAACAGGUCGUGUCUCUUCAUCCGGACGUGAUGUUGGACCCCCAGAAUGACGGGCGUCUGGUUCACCUGUCCGGGCCGCUGCGGACCGCGCAGCCGCUGUACGAUCCGAACUACAGUGUGACGGUGCAGGCGGUGAAGCUGCAGAGGCAGGUGGAGAUGUACCAGUGGGUGGAGUACAGCGAGAGCAGGGACUAUGAGGAGAAUGGAGAGAAGAAGACUGAAACCACAUACACAUACAACACCGAGUGGAAGUCAGAGGUCAUCAGCAGCAGGCACUUCGAUCAGGAGGUUGGUCACAUGAACCCCAGCGCGAUGGCGGUGGAGAGCGUGAUGGUCGUGGCUCCGGACGUUUGGGUUGGGAAGCUCUUCCUGUCUAAAGGGCUGGUGGAGCAGAUCAAUGACUUCCACACGCUGAGUCUCCAAGGACUUCCUGUUCCUGUUAUGAACACCUUCCUGACGGUGCACGACGAUUACUUUUACCACACGGCAAACCCUCGACGUCCAGAGGUUGGAGACGUGCGCAUUCGUUUUGCUUACGCCGGACUGAGCGGUGAUGGAUUCUAUCCUGGCCCCGCCCACAAGGUGAGUGUGGUGGCGAUGCAGCAGGGCGAUCAGCUCAAGCCCUUCAGGACGCGCUCCGGAGACGUGCUGGAGAUCCUCUACAUGGGUGAUCUGUCAGCAGAGGAGGUGUUCACCAGAGAACAUCAGCUGAACAACAUGAAGACCUGGGCGCUGAGGCUCGGUGGCUGGGUGCUCAUGUUUCUGGGUGUUAGUCUGAGCACACGGAUCAUAUACACGCUGGUGGACUGGGUUCCUGUACUGAGGGAGCUGGUGUCAGCGGGGCUGAAGAUCUUCGCGCUCUGCGUCUCGUGUUCACUGUCUCUGCUCACCAUCGCAGCCGGAUGGAUCUUCUAUCGCCCCCUGCUGGGUGGGAUGAUCAUGCUGCUCGCGCUCCUGCCGCUUCUCCUCGCACACGCCAGAGCCCCGUCCAAGAAAAACCAAUGACUAGUCUGACAUCUCAAGCAACACCUCCAGCAGCCCUGAGCUUCUCUGCAUUUCUACACAGUGCUGCAGCCAAGAAGAUGGCUUUCUUUGGGUUUUUCAAUUCAGUAAACAUGACUUCUUGAUAAUUUUAGUUGUACAACAUAAACUGCACACAUUCACACCCAAAUGCUCUUAUGUAGUUAUAAAUGUACAUUUUUAAAAAUAAGCAUAACAGCUUCAAAAUUCAUGUUUUCAUUAUGGAUAUGUGUAAUUUAUAUUGUAGAGUAAAACCUCAAUAUUGUCAAGUUAUGUUUACCACAGAUCUUAUUAUGCACAGAAAAAGUGUCGUUUUCCAGUAAAAAUAUCUAAACAAUUUUAGAUCAAGAUUCAUUUACUAGAGAUUCACAAUAUAAUAAGAUAUUAAGUCUUCUUUUCUUAAAAAAUUAAAAAUGUUUGGAUAUUUGUACUAGAAAACUAUGAAAAUACAAUGCAAGACAAUCAUUUUUUGCAGCGCACUCAAACUAAAACCCAUUAUAAAAUCCAGUUAUUCUUCUGCGUUUCCACUUUUAUUUUUUCACAGGAACUUUAUUUACAAUCUGUUUUUGUGUGUGUGUGAAGGAGUGUGAAAUAAAGAGUGAAUCCUCAA
Messenger RNA from Cyprinus carpio (common carp), 1996 nucleotides. It is a transcript of the gene tmem43, whose product is annotated as transmembrane protein 43. NCBI's taxonomy places the organism in Eukaryota, Metazoa, Chordata, Actinopteri, Cypriniformes, Cyprinidae. Gene Ontology annotation, cellular component: nuclear inner membrane. Gene Ontology annotation, biological process: nuclear membrane organization. The record is from RefSeq and is a predicted model, not a curated record.